CAUCGCGCGGGGGACGAUUGCAUCGAGGUUUCUCUGCUCCGUCAUCCGAGUGUAAUUCUAGCCGUCUCCCGAGGAACCGGCUCGUGGUUCCACUCAUCUCAGCGCUCCAUUGCCGGCUCGGUUGUCACUGCCGCCUAGCAACUUGGCUGCCACGAAAACCGCGUAUUGACAUGCCACCGCGGCCGCAAUAAACUCUCCGACUGCUUUCACGUCUAUCUUGACUAGCGACGCUGACCACGAUUGCUCCCCACUUUCCACAUCCAGAGUGAAUUUUCUGCGAUCUUGGCUGGUCAGUCACUGGUGGGCCCCCUCGGUCAAUACUUUAGUUACGCGAUCGCGAAGUGGCGAUUGUGAGCUCCACGGCGUGCGGUGUUUGUUGAUAUUCUCGCGACGAUUUGUUUUGCUUGAUGACCAUUCGACUGGCCGCGGAGGGAUCCCAAACAAAGUCUUGUGAAAACCAAUUUCAAGUGCUUGCGGAGUCCACGACAAACCGUUAGUAGUGCUAUUGUGGGUGCUUUUGGCGGGUAAAUGCUUUACUAGAAAUUUGAGUGCGGACAACUCACCAAAGUUGGAAAGUGACGUGCGCAAUCCUAAACGUAGUUAGUGAAAAUGAGUGAAAACCCCAAAAUUGAAAAACUUCGCCUCGACGACGAUGACGGAGAAUUCGGAGCGCGGCAACAGAAACCGGACGAUGGGAAGCCUGCGACAGUCUACCUUGCCGAGACCUUCUACAUCACUACCAAAAAGAACAGCCAAUUCGAGGUAAAACUAACAGAGAGGGGCAUCUGCCUGCGGAAGGAAAGCAAUGGUAGCGCCAAAGAGCAAGUUAUCUACAUGAAGGACAUCAUUGGAUGCCGCUGUCUGAGAAGCAAGCGCAAGGGACAGGUGGGUUCACCGUGCGCCUGCUCUUCCAUGCCUGGCCCGGCACAACUCAAGGUCGUCGAUGAGCACUCCGCCGACUUGGAUGAGUCUGAUGUGAGCGCAUACCUCUACAUCUACGCCUACAUUCUAAAGAAAGCGGGACGCCGGGGCAGGGGCAGUCGUCGCGAAAGAACAACCUUGACCUUGCGCUUCCGCUCGUUUGACUGCUACGAAGACAACAACCGGGAGGCGCAGAAGUGGCGCACGGCGAUUAAGCAGCUCAUCAAUGGUGAGAGCCCCGAUCUGUCGCCGAAAUUGAUUGAGCAAAGGCGGAUGCUGAUUCUCUUGAAUCCGAAAUCUGGGUCAGGAAAAGCACGUGAGGUCUUCCAACAGCGUGUAGCCCCCAUGUUCGCUGAAGCAGAGAUUGCGUAUGAUUUACAUGUGACCAAGCGGGCGUUUUUUGCAAGGGAGUUUGUUCGCACCAAGGAUGUGUACACUUGGCGUGGAAUAGUUGUAGUCGGAGGUGAUGGCCUGUUCUGGGAAGUUAUCAAUGGACUUCUGGAACGCUCGGAUUGGCAACACGCUCUUGACCAAAUUCCAAUAGGGAUUAUACCGUGUGGAUCAGGAAAUGGUCUGGCUAAGACUAUCGCUCAUGUUUACGGAGAACCAUAUGAGCCGAAACCAAUAUUGGGGUCAACUUUAACUGUGUUACGUGGGCGAAGUGUUCCGAUGGACUUGGUGCGCGUCGAGACACGAUCCGAGAUUAUGUUCUCCUUCCUAUCGGUCGGUUGGGGACUCAUAGCGGACAUCGAUAUCGAAAGCGAACCAUUAAGGCCAAUCGGACCACAAAGGUUCACAGUUUGGUCACUCCAUCGACUCAUAAGCCUGCGAACGUAUCAUGGAAGAAUCUCAUACGCCCUUGCUAAUUGCGAAUUAUCCAAUCAUAACUCCGGCGUAGCUACAAACAAAUUAAAUGCCCUGAAACACAGUAUAAGUUGCAACACGGCUCUAGACUGUCCCGAGUGUCAUGGCGAAGGUGACUGUGAAACUUGUGAUACAGGAUUUGGAGAUAUUCUAUCAUUGGAAACAACAAGCGGGACAAAUUCAUUCCGGCCGCGUGGUGAUAGCUGGUAUUCGGCGACAUCCCGACGAAGUACAUAUUUUUCGGCAUCCGAAAGCGUAUAUCAAAGCAUAAAUGAUAAACAUUCCGAGCCUGAUAGCAGUUUCAAAUAUGAUAAAUCUACAGCCCAAAUGUUUGGACCCGCCUCAACUAUCCCAGCUUUAACGGCACCAGUACCUAGCACAUGGAAGAGCGAAGAAGGAGAAUUCGUCCUUGUCCACACGGCAUAUCAGACUCACUUAGGAUCAGAUUGCUUUUUCGCUCCUCAUUCAAAACUCAACGAUGGUAUCAUUUGGCUUGUGAUUAUUCGGGCGGGGGUAUCACGAUCGCAACUGUUAAGUUUUUUAUUAGGCUUAAGUUCAGGGACGCAUAUUCCUGAGACGAAAAGUCCUUUUAUCGAAAUCAUUCCAGUGACGGCAUUUAGGUUUGAACCGAGCGGUACACAAGGUAAUAUAACCGUCGAUGGUGAAAGUGUAGAAUAUGGACCCAUACAGGGUGAAGUAUUUCCAGGGAUUUCUAGGGUAAUGGCACCUGUAUUUUCGUAAUUCUAAUCCUUUGAAGUGCACAAGCACAACUAGCGGAAUUCAUAUGAAAUGUAUUGAGGGUUGUAUCCACUGCGAAUUGGAAAGACUUGCUGAAAUGUUUCCAAUGCAUUUCCGCGCUUUGUACUUAACAUUUUUAGUUCUCGAAGACGAAGUUUACGUUUUUUUCUAGGAGAACAUAUCCAGAAUGGAGAGAUGCAUUCAGUUGCUGAGUUUAAACUAAGUUACCAUUUUACGUCCCAUGCUAAUGGCAGUAAAUAACGCUUCAUUUUUUUUCUGAAAAUUGAGUUUUUUUGUUGCAUUUUAGUUCUAAAUCCUAGAAAUGUUGCAGUAAUAUAUCCAUCUUGAAACAUAUCAAUCACCCACUGUUGUAUCUAUCAUGCACACGCUCUCUAGAUUGUAUACAAAUCAAAGUGCGCUAUAAACAAUAAGAUAAAUAAUAAACAGUUAUAAGUU
Molecule: messenger RNA, 2979 nt
Organism: Hermetia illucens (black soldier fly)
Lineage: Eukaryota; Metazoa; Arthropoda; Insecta; Diptera; Stratiomyidae
Product: sphingosine kinase 2-like
Exons: 3
Coding region: 610-2526 (638 amino acids)
Biological process (GO): sphingosine biosynthetic process
Cellular component (GO): intracellular membrane-bounded organelle; cytoplasm; membrane
Source: RefSeq, a predicted model, not a curated record